Molecule: messenger RNA, 522 nt
Organism: Penicillium coprophilum
Lineage: Eukaryota; Fungi; Ascomycota; Eurotiomycetes; Eurotiales; Aspergillaceae
Exons: 1
Coding region: 1-522 (173 amino acids)
Source: RefSeq, a predicted model, not a curated record
AUGCCUUCCCAACUGGGUUGGAUCUGGCCCAAAGAUCCCCGUCCCGGCAACCCACACCACUGGCCACGCCGCUGGCGCCUGUUUGACGUCCUAAAAAACAAAGGGCCAGACAUCUACGUCGGUCAAAUCGGCCAGUCCAAAGCCAACACUAGAAAGUCACACUCUCAAACCCGGUCCAGUCCCACAAGACAGGAAUGGUCUCGAUGGGGGGAUAGGUCCAACGACCCUGACUCGGACUACAGCCCGUUCCCCUGGGCGGGGCGCCCUGCUGGCGAGCGCUAUGAUUUCCGCACGAGGAAGUACCACAUUCCAGACCGUGGGACGUGGAGUGAUGUUGAAUAUUGCAAUGGGGGCAGGGUUCAGAGGGGGAAAUGGGUUGCGAAGGAGGAAGUGCAUUGUGUGCCGAUGCGAUAUUGGGAUCGGAAUGGGGUUGAGUAUCCAGCGGAAUUUUGGCAUGAUAGUCUCUAUGGGAGUCAUCCAAAUCAUGGAGAUCGAGGAAAUGGAUGGGAUGGGAGGAGAUAG